Messenger RNA from Caenorhabditis remanei, 2073 nucleotides. RefSeq lists its product as uncharacterized. The record is from RefSeq and is a predicted model, not a curated record. The transcript is spliced from 11 exons. NCBI's taxonomy places the organism in Eukaryota, Metazoa, Nematoda, Chromadorea, Rhabditida, Rhabditidae. Bases 1 to 2073 code for a protein of 690 amino acids. Gene Ontology annotation, molecular function: acyltransferase activity, transferring groups other than amino-acyl groups.
AUGAAAUACUUUCCUGUAUUAUUUCUUAUUCUCUCCUUCUUGAUUCCAGUAGUAAAUUGUCAAGAGAACGAUAUCGCCUGGAGAACGUUUCCAUUUCUUUCAAAUUCUCUUCAAUUGACUCCAGAUUUGAAUAAGCAAUGCUUCAAUGAAACUUCCUUGUUUAUUGCUUCACUUCAAGAAGUUGCAAAAAUAACUUCUGACUGUCUAGAAUAUAAAAACUGUACACUGAUUGAGCUGACUUCGGUUCAAGAUUAUGUGUUUGCUAUUCAACAACUCGAUGCAUUUGGAAAGCUCCCACCGGAUAUUCUGGAUAUCAACACAUUCUUCGAAGGCUCCUAUGAUGAAUGCAAUCGAGUCAGCGGAAAGAAAUAUCGGACAUCUUACAGUUAUCUAGUUGCCUACAUGGGACAGAAUAUCUCAUGUGAUUCAAAGUCUCAUGAACAUUUAAUUCCGCGAUUCGCAGUAUGUAUGCCAUCUUCUUGCGAUGAGAAUGAUCUAGUCGAGAUAUUUAAUCAAUUAACAAACUUUCCAUUGACUGCUUGUAAGGCGUUUCGCUCCGAUUUGAAAACUGCGAAAGGUUGGGCGUUCUGGAUGUUUUCACUUUUUCUUGUGUCAAUGAUAUCUAUAGUUGUCUCCUCUACAUUCGUUGAUUAUUUUCGAGAAAAAGAAAUAGGAAUGUCUGCAGUGAAUGAGCAUGCUUACUUCCUCCGGGUUUUCCUUUCGUUUUCGUUAUGGACCAAUUCCGAGUUGAUACUCUCUGUGAGAGAGCAUAAACCUGAUCAAAUUCGUUCUUUGGAUUGUCUUCGUGCUCUUACAGUCCUUUGGAUCGUGUUCGCUCACAUUUAUAAUUUCAAAUUUCCUUAUAAUAACGUUGGAAACUCCUUGGAUUUCCUUCAAGAUCUCUCAGUGUCCCGUCAGUUAAUUCUCAACUCGUAUUUCUCCAUUGACACUUUAUUCGUACUUUCUGGUGUCGUGGAGGCAUACACGUUCUUUUGGAACAAACCGAAACAGACAACAAUUCUGAAACCGAUGACAUGGGUUCACUUUUACUUGAGAAGAUACAUCAGAUCAGCUCCUCCAAUGAUGGCUUUCAUUGGAUUCUUUAUGGUUUAUGCAAAGUCUAUUCAGGGUCCGUUCAUGGCUUCUGAAUUGAAUAUUCUAACUGAAGAGGCUGAAAUAUGCGAAAGAAGCUGGUGGAAGAAUGCGUUAUUCAUCAACAACUUUGCGGGAGACAAUAAUUGCUACCGUAUCACUUGGCUACUUGCAGUUGAUACCCAACUAUUUUUAGUUGCUCCAAUUGUAAUUAUCACUUUGUUUUUUUCAAUGACUGGUGGAGUUAUCUUGAUUGUUGGUGGAUGUUUAUUCAGUGUUUCUGUUGAGUAUCUUCUAUUUGGAAUCUACGAAUUACCAGCUGACUUCACUGGAAAUGGCCAUCACGAACUCUUCCGAUCGGUAGUCUACGAGAUGCCUUGGACGAGAGCUCCUUCUUUUUUAUUAGGAAUGCUUGUCGGAUACUUUCUCGCAAAUUUCACCAAAACCAGACUGAAAUUUCAUUGGAGUGUUCCAGUGGGUGGAUGGGUCGUCGCAUCGGGAAUUGCAGGAUUGUGUCUUUGGGGAAAUUAUUCGUAUGAUUCUGGGAACCAGUGGAGUGUGUAUCAGAGAGCAACUUAUUUCAACUUCUCCAAAAUCGGCUGGACGUUUUUUGUUUCAUGGAUUAUCAUCGCAAAUCAUUAUGGGUGGGGAGGACCAAUCGGUAACUUCAUGUGCCACCCAAUCUGGCAACCAUUUGGAAGACUUUCUUAUUGUGCUUACAUUGUUCAUCGCAUGACAAUGUAUUGGUUUUUCAAUUUAGACGGGAUCAGUCCACAUGCUUAUUCAGCUGUACAAAUGUUUCUGUACUAUGCAGUCCUUGGAACACUGAUAUCUUAUUUCUUCGCUUUCUUCUGGAGCGCAUUCUUCGAAAUUCCAGUGGCCAAAAUAGAGAAAAUAUUUCUGAAACCUAUUUCUGCCUAUCGGAGAGAAUCAAACCCAGCUGUCGAGACAGUUCGAGUACGAAGAGGAGCAAUGUCAUGA